AUGAAUGACCAGAACAAGGCAGCCAUCGCAGCUGCUGGUGGCAUUCCUCCGCUGGUAGCGCUUGUCACAAGUGGCAGCGAUUCUGCCAAGGAACCGGCUGCAGGUGCUUUGCGAAACUUGGCAAUGAAUGACCAGAACAUGGCAGCCAUCGCAGCUGCUGGUGGCAUUCCUCCGCUGGUAGCGCUUGUCACAAGUGGCAGCGAUUCUGCCAAGGAACAGGCUGCACGUGCUUUGAUAAACUUGGCACUGAAUGACCAGAACAAGGCAGCCAUCGCAGCUGCUGGUGGCAUUCCUCCGCUGGUAGCGCUUGUCACAAGUGGCAGCGAUUCUGCCAAGGAACAUGCUGCAGGUGCUUUGGGAAACUUGGCAUUGAAUGACCAGAACAAGGAAGGCAUUGCAGCUGCGGGUGGCAUUCCUCCGCUGGUAGCACUGGUCACAAGUGGUAGCGAUUCUGCCAAGGAAUGGGCUGCAUGGGCCUUGGGAAACUUGGCAUGGAAUGACCAGAACAGGGCAGCCAUCGUGGCAGCCGGCGGAGUCCAAGCUCUUCAGGAGAUGGUCAAAGAUGGCAAGAAGGUGGUGCACCGACAGGUGGCCAAGGAAGCUCUGAAGCAUUUUCCCCGCGAGUCCGACUCUGCAGAGGGCGGCACCAAGCUUGGCAGCGAUCCGGCGACAAAGCCGAGCACUGUUGUCUCCGCGGAGAAGCUUCGGGGUGAGAUCAGGACGCUGGAAUCUGGAAACGAAGAGCUGAAGGCCAAAGCAGCCGAGCAGCUCGGAACUGCGGCAGCCGUUUCGGAUGAGAAUAGAGUGGCCAUCAGCAGAGAAGGUGGAGCUGAGGCAUUGGUGGCUUUGCUGGUGACUGGCAGCGAUGAUGCCAAAUGGCAUGCUGCCAGGGCCUUGCGAAAUCUCGCAAACAAUUGUGAGGCCAAGGAGGCCAUCCUGAAGGCCAGUGGGAUUGCCACAUUGGAGCCUGUUGUGAGGCACGCGAAAGGGAAGGUGAAAGAGGCUGCGGAUGAGGCUUUGAGACUUCUGUCUCAAAAGCAGGAAACCAAGUCCAUCCAGGCGGCAACAGGACACGGAGAGAUUGCAGAAGCAGGAGACACAAUUCCAACUGGGGAAGGCACUCGGGUGGCCAUGUUUUCUGCCAGAUUCGAUGAAGGCCCGAUUGAACAGAAAACCCGCAAAGUGUUCAAGAUUCUAUGUGACCGAAAAUAUGAUAUCCUCAUGGUGGCUGCAGAUGCUGGCCAAAGCUUCGGGGAUUUGACCACCAAAUACCUGGGGCGGCUGCACAAAGAACAUGGCACCAUGAUUGCUGUGUGUACCAAGCACUACGGCGAGAUGACUGCUUCUGCUUAUUCCUCCCACAAGGAGCUGAAGUUUGCCCUGGACUACGAGGAAUUUGUGAAAGUCUUGCCGCUGAGGGUGGAUGACACGUACCCGCCAGAGCCACCAG
Molecule: messenger RNA, 1450 nt
Organism: Cladocopium goreaui
Lineage: Eukaryota; Dinophyceae; Suessiales; Symbiodiniaceae
Source: the annotation of a GenBank genome assembly